UGAAAAUUAACAAUAAACAUUCCAGGCAGCAAACAACAGAACUGAAAGAACAAAAAGAACAAAAAAUAGAACUAACAACAAGAAAUUGGUCUGACCGAAGUGAAGCUAAAGACGCUAAAAACACUAAAGAAUAGUCUAUUCCGUCGGUGAAAAGCCUUAUAAACCGCAUGUCCUGCAUUUCUUCACUUUCUGCAUUUCUUGAGCAUUUCUGCAUAUAAUAUUCUUUACAGACGUUGAGCGUCUUUUGUCUCUCUCUAUAGGCACCCGUUUGCAUGUGACUUGUACCUGGCGUACUCCGUACACACCUGACAUCAUCUUGUCUGUGUUGCACCCUUGCGUUUCGUCGUUUUCGUCCAAUUCACCCUGUCACUCGUUGCCUUAUUUCUCCUUUAUGGCCAACUCCUUUUCUAUUCAUACAAAAUCCCUUUCGACUCCAGAAACCACUAAAAUCAACCCGGAUGGUGUCAUAACAACUGCUUCGAGGAAGCCUUCGUCCUCGACAGCCUCGACUAUGGAUCUCGGCUCGCCUACUACUCGUCACACCCCGAAAAGAUCGCGCACAGCGACUUCCUCGCCUCCGUCCUCCUAUAGCCAUGCCUCGUCCCACCACUAUCGACCAACUUCCCGGAGUACGGCUCACUCAAACCUUACCAGCCGUCGCAGUUCGCGACAUUCUUCGCCCCGUCGGGUGCCUACUUCAGCAUCCCUGACUCCGUCGGUACGUAGCGCGAGUCGCCGUCCGCCGGGUCAGAAGCGAGAGAGCCUUCUAGCACUACAUCGGGAAUCAUGCCGUUUAUUCCAGGUCCCAGGCCAGGAAGUCCUGUCUCCCCCGCCGGUUUCGACAAAAAUGUCCGUUCAGCAUAUAUCCUCCGCUGCGUCGUCGGAUAUAGGCUCGCCACCGUUGUCGCCGGGGUUAUAUGCGCAGUCUUCUAUCUCCGAUCGAUCUCUAGACCAUGGCCGGCCCAGUACGAUAUACCCGAUUCCCGCAGAGCCUCCAUGCAAGGAACCGUCAAAUACAGUCAAUACGGCCAUCGACUGGACCUCCCCCUCCACCCGACGACGGGAGUACGCAAAGAUCGACCGCGCCAGUCAUGGUGUCCGAGGACUAUGGCGUAAAGUCGCGCCGCGAUGGUGCCAGUCUAGAAAUGAUAGGAUGCCGUUCUUCGAGCCGGAUAAGAACGGGAAAGCCAACUAUGAGGGGAGCGUGAGGCGGUUUCGAAUGGAUCUCCCUGACGAGCCGGAGCUGGCUAGAUCUCGUCGGGGAGGGUUUAGACUUGGGGGGAGGAGACACACGGCUGUUUAACUCCAUCCGUUUCUUUUGACUUUUGAUUCUAUUGGCACCCCAUUUUUGACAGAAUGCUUGCGUUCAUGAUACCACGACCACCGCCACUGCACCACGCAUUGAUUGCAGGAGUAUACGACCUGCUCUACUGUUUCGCUCUAAUCACCUAAUCAGAUGAUAUUAUGAUACCCAGAUACACACGUUAUUAAUAAUCGUUAUUAAUCACGCUUAUCCAACUAUAC
Molecule: messenger RNA, 1524 nt
Organism: Aspergillus ruber CBS 135680
Lineage: Eukaryota; Fungi; Ascomycota; Eurotiomycetes; Eurotiales; Aspergillaceae
Exons: 1
Coding region: 392-1303 (303 amino acids)
Source: RefSeq, a predicted model, not a curated record